Messenger RNA from Chlorella variabilis, 252 nucleotides. RefSeq lists its product as hypothetical. The annotation marks the transcript as partial. The transcript has a single exon. Gene Ontology annotation, biological process: proteolysis. Lineage: Eukaryota; Viridiplantae; Chlorophyta; Trebouxiophyceae; Chlorellales; Chlorellaceae. Gene Ontology annotation, molecular function: cysteine-type peptidase activity. The record is from RefSeq and is a predicted model, not a curated record.
AUGGACAAAAACUACUGGGAGGUGGGCUCCUCCCUCUACCUGCCCCCCAUCAAGGACGCCGACACCGAGGACCCCAAGUUCGGCACCCCCGCCGGCGCCCUGCCCGCGCUGUCCCCCACCUCGCAGCGCGCCGUGGACUGGCGCGCGCGCGGCCGCGUCAGCUGGGCCAAAGAUCAAGGCGACUGCAACGCGUGCUGGGCGUACGCCGCGCUGGGAGCUGUGGAGUCGGCCCUGCUCAUCGCCACGGGCCGC